Messenger RNA from Rotaria sp. Silwood2, 1482 nucleotides. NCBI's taxonomy places the organism in Eukaryota, Metazoa, Rotifera, Eurotatoria, Philodinida, Philodinidae. The record is from the annotation of a GenBank genome assembly.
AUGGUGCCUAAAAAUACACUUUUUUGCGAAAAACCCAGGUUUUUGAGGAACGAAACCUGAAAAUCAUGUGUAUUCUUAACUUUCAGGUAUCAUAGUAUUCGGCUGUGCACUUAUCUCAAAUUUCGUUUUUCUAACGAAACUUGACAUUUUUGAGGGGGGAGGGGCUUAAUCAGCAUAAAAACAUAAAGCAAGCCUAUGACUGUUUCGAAUGCUUUUGAGAUAUUUCGAGUUUUAUCGAAAAUUUUUCUCUGGUACUCAUCAGGAUUCUAGUGACAAAAAAAGUGAACUUCACCAGAAAUGGAAAUGGACAGGUGCCAACCGUGUAAACAUAAUAAAUAUGUGUGAACAGAUUAUAAUUACUUCUUCAUCAAAUCUAACUAUAUUGUAUUAGAAGAAAUUUUUCGAUUUAACUCGAAAUAUCUAAAAUCUAUUUAAAACAUUCAUAGGUUUGUUUGAUUUUUUUAUACUGAUUCAAAAUAUGAUAGUAGUUUUAAUUCAAUUUCUAUUUUUCUAGCUAAAAUCAAUUAAAUAUUAAUGAAAAACUUGUAAUUUAUUUUGCGUAUUCGAAACUAUUUUUGUCAAAACAUAUCCGCUCAAUUUAUAAAACUGUUCUUCAAAGUGAGUUCCAUUAUCCUAGAACACUUUUAGCCCUAGAUAUAUAAAUGAAGUUUAUUUAAUAUGCCAUUUUGAAAUACAUUUAUCUCUUCUACAAGGAUUUUCGAGUAUAUUUUUAAUAUUCAGAUCUUACGUACUCAAUGGUAUCAACUUGUUAGAAACUACAAAAAAGUUAAUCAAGAUUCAUCUAUUGAAUCAGUUGAAUUUGGAACAUUGAAAUCGUCUCAUUGGAAUAGUCAAUCUUCAUUUCAGCAUAAUCGUGAAACAAAUACAAAACCUCUCAGUAAAAACAAAUCAAGAAAUGUUGACUUAUUUCAAGAAUUGUUGAAGAAUGCAAGCGAUUUAUUACAUGCCAUGAACGAACCACAUUUAUUAACAUUUCGUGAUAUUAUUCAAUCGAUAGUUGUUGAUAUUGAAUCCAUACUAUCAAAUAUUAAUAUAGAUGAUCCUUCAUCUAUAAAUAAUGCAAAAGAAGUGCUGACAUCGUUAAAAAUAAAAUGUAUAAGAACAUUUCGCCCUAAUCGUUUUACGUCAACCAUAUAUCAAAUAAAUCAAACUACUAAACAGUCAUACAGCAAGACAAUAAAAGCCAUAAAUGCUUUAAUUGAAUAUUUUACAAAUUAUCAAAUUCAAACAGUUAAAAAUCAAACAAAAAACUUAAAUCAGUCAUCAGCUUCCUUAUCAAUAACUGAUAAAAAACAAUUGACAAAUAAAAAUUCAAUCCAGUCGUUUAAACGAAAGUCAGAAAAUUCACAUGCUGAUAAUUAUGAUCAAAGUGAAAUCCUAUCAUGUUCAUCAGUUAAAAUUGAAAGUUCAUCACAAUAUACUAAAAAUACAAAUAAACGAAAAUUUAAUAAACUUAACUAG